Messenger RNA from Rubroshorea leprosula, 589 nucleotides. The record is from the annotation of a GenBank genome assembly. Lineage: Eukaryota; Viridiplantae; Streptophyta; Magnoliopsida; Malvales; Dipterocarpaceae.
GUAGAUCUAGUUUGAUCAGAUUGUAGCAUGUCGAAGUCACUUCCUUAUUCAAUGAAACAUGUUCACUAGGACAACGCCAAGUUCCGUCACCCAUCUCUUUUCGAGAUUGGGAUCCUGAGGUGACAGCUACUGUGAGUACUUAAUUAGAGUGUGGCUUCAGCCUAGAACUAGUAAAGAUGGUAAUUUUGCAUAUCUAUAUGAUAUGUAUCAGGAAGCAAUGAAGGGUGUCAGAUAUGUGCUUGUUCAGAAUUCGAUCCUAAAUGGAUUGGUUUUGUGGGGAACUGCCCUUUGGGCUGAAGGGUGUAUUUAGUCCAAAAAUGGAUCACCUGGUUCUUGCCUGGCACUCUUGCACUUGGUGCCACCAAAGGCAUCACAAAGGAGAAAGCUAUGAAUGACAAUCUUCUUAGCUUUGAAGAUCUGUAAAACUUUAAACUUGCAGAAGAUUUGGCCAAGACAUGCUUUGAGAUGUAUUCAGUAACUUCCACUGGUUUUGCUCCAGAAAUUGCAUACUUUCAUGCUAAGGUUAGAUGGUUUUUUUUUUUUUUUAAUUUAACUUGUUUUCUGAAAGCAAUAUAUGAUCAGGAAAAUG